Molecule: messenger RNA, 3337 nt
Organism: Schistosoma bovis
Lineage: Eukaryota; Metazoa; Platyhelminthes; Trematoda; Strigeidida; Schistosomatidae
Source: the annotation of a GenBank genome assembly
AAGAGAUUCGCGUUGAACGUAUGUACAAAUGAAUAAUUAUUGAAACGCGACCUUCUCAAGUUUUGGACACUGAACACGAUCUUAUACGACCUUAUGUGUUGAGAACUUAAAUACGUUACUUAAUACUGCGCACUUCAUUCAGACUAUAGCUUCGUCAUAAUGAAAAUUCACCAUAGUAAACAGAUGCGCCCACCUGGUCUGUGGGAAUGAUUUUUGGAAUCUUGACAGUUUUUGGUAUUAUUUCCUUCACAAUAACCAGUCCAAGUAACUGGGGGCAGACGGCGCUCAUGGCUAUUACCAGUGACAUUUGGUCAGUUUGCUAUCAAGGAAAAAUGCAAUCACCAAUCAAUAUCUCUACAAAGCAUUUAGUAUUUGAUACUAAUUUGGAACCUAUAAAAAUACUAGGCUUAGAUAAACAGAUUGAUGUGGAGAUAGUGAAUACUGGACAAGAUUUACAAAUGAAAUUUCUUGAUUCAACAACAAUAAUUAUAUUCAGUGAAGGACCAUUGGUAUAUGACUACAAGCUGUUUGGUGCUAUUAUAAAAUUUGGUUCAAAAUCAAGCCGUGGUUCAGAUCAUCAAAUUGACGGUAUUGCGUUUCCGGCGGAGCUACAAUUAUAUGCAUUCAAUUACAUUUUAUAUCCAAAUUUUUCUGUUGCACUAUCUAAACCGAAUGGGUUGGCUGUAUUAUCUAUCUUAUGUCAAGUCGGUGUUCAGUCGUCAGCUGAUUUGGAAGCUAUAUUUUCUAUAGCAGAUCAUGUGCAGUUGAAAGGGCAGUUUAAAAAGCUUCACGGUUUGUUGUUAGAAGGUAUAAUACCAUCAACUGUUCACUAUAUGACAUAUCAAGGUUCUUUACCUUUUCCUGCUUGUUAUGAAACAGUCACUUGGAUUAUACUCAAUCAACCAGUUAUAAUCACAGAAACACAGUUAAAAUCUCUUCGUCAACUUCGAAUUUCUUCAUUUCGGGAAUCUGGUAGAAUGGCUGAUAAUUAUCGAACAAUUCAGAAACUUAAUAACCGCUCAGUAAGAACAAAUAUCGACUUUAUACAGACUCAACCAUACUGCUCAAUGCAAUCUAGACGAUCUUACAUUGUAUCAAAGAAAACUCUUGAAAACUAAAGAUUUUAGUCAGUAUAUUACGAUCUUAUUGAAUGAGGAUACAUGAAUUCAAAAGGUUUCAUACAGAGAGAUGUUAUUUUAUACGAAACCAAUUAUCUAAGUUGUUCUACUUCCUAAAAGACAAUUUUCUGAAAUGAAUGAUGAAAAAAACUCGAAGGAAUAAUCUGAAUUAUUUAUUCAAAACAAAUAAUAUAAAAUCUGAUUCAGAUCACUACACUUUAGUAGUAAAAUAGUUGCUGUACUCAGGAAAGAAAAGACUGAUUCUUGUUUUUAUUAUCCUUUAUCAUCUACCUCAUAUUACUAGUAAAGUAUCCAGAUUAUUAGUGAAUGAAUAAAAAUAAUAAGUAAGUUUGUAUACCUCGACAACACAUAACCUAAUUUAUUGUCAAUACUUUUUAUGAACUUUUAUUAACUCUUAUUCCAUAUUUUGUUCGUUUGACUUACUAUGUAAAACAAAAGAUGACAAAUAAUUGUGAUAAAAUAAAAUAUUUCAUGAGUGUUGUAUAAAACUUUGAUUUGAUUUCAUUCUAGUUAUUUGAUCAACAGGAGAACAAGUAUGGUUAUUGUUACCUUUUUUUAAAUUUUAAUUUACUUAAUAUUAAUGAUAUGUAGCUAUGAAUGAAACUAAACAAAACAAUAGGAUGUUUCACAAUAUACUUUCAUUACAUUGAAAAAAAAAGGUGUUUAAUCAUAGAAAAUAACACUUUCUUUAACAUUGAUCAAGUUACCUUUGUUAUAGUAAUUUGUGAAUAUCACUAUCAUAGUCUAUUUGAAUUAAUGCAUUUUACAAGAAAAUUUAUAUAUACAGAAACUUUAUAUGGUUGGUAAUUGUAUUAAUAAGUUCUCAACAAAAUACUAAUUGUUAUGCAUAAUCAUUAACAAAAUGAUUUCAAUUUGAUCAACAACAAAAAACAAACAAACAAACUCUGUUUUUGACACUAUACAAAUUGUUUAUUAUUUAUUCAAUAAGAUAGUUAUAAAUGUUUUCUUAAGCAAAAUAUUAUUUCAUGUAUUCCAUGUUGAAAGCACAAUAACUUUAAAAGACAUUUUCUUCUCUCUCUUUAAAUUCAAGUACAUUUUUGUUUCCAAAAAAAGGAAACCAAAAAAAUCUCCAUUUUUUAAAAUUCCUACCCAUCUAUAUUUUUGGCUAAAUAAAUUUUAUUAUUAUUAAAUAAAGGUUCAACAUGAUUAAUAAGAACGAUAUUAAAGAUUCCAAUUGUGAAAAUUGGAACAACAUAUGUAAGUGAACAAUUGUUUUCAAAUAGCUUAUCAUCAGGCUUUACUCUAAUAUAUACAUGAAUAUUUAUACGAAAAUGUUAAACCAAUCGAGGCAAUAUGGGUCAUUAAUCACAAUGAAAUAGAAUACAUCACCGCAAAUAAUUGGUAAAAGUAUAAGUUGAUAGUAGGAAGACAGGUGUACUGAUAGUAGUAAGAAUAAUAAAAUACGAUAAUAAAAGUCUUAUCAAUAGUUAAACGUUGGAAAUACAAGAUCAAACGUGGGUGAAUAGACUUAGAAUAAUCAUCACAAAACAUUAAAACCAUUACGUAAUAUGAAGUGUGUAAAUGAUUAAAUAGUGAAGAAUACAAACGGAAAAAGGUGGAAAAUUGCAAACAAAUAUGGGUGUGAAAAUAAUGCUAAUGACAAAAAAAUAAAACAAAGUUUAUAAAAAGAAUUGUCAUUAGUUACAUCCGGCCAUAGAAGGGAUAGGGAGAUCACGAAUUUCUUCUGUACAUAUAAAUUGGGGUUAAAUGUAUGAAUUCCUGUGGCUUCAGAUAUAUUUAAGAGAGUGGAACGAAGUCCAUCGGAAAAUGAUGGAGGUAUGCGAAGAUCACUCUAAAUGACUUCGAUUUGUCUACAGUGUGACCGCUAUCAAUUAGAUGCUUAGCUAUUGAUAUGACUUUUGUUAUUGUAUUUUAUUAUUCUUACUAUUAUCAGUACACCUAUCUUCCUACUAUCAACUUAUACUUUUACCAAUUAUUUGCGGUGAUGUAUUCUAUUUCAUUGUGAUUGUUGACUUAAAUUGUCUUGAUUGGUUUAAGAUUUUCAUAUAAAUAUUCAUAUAUAUUAGAGUAAAGCCUGAUGGAACUCGGCAUUCAUCAAGAGGCGUCAUAACUCUUCUAAACAAACCAGAUCCCAGCAGAGGAGGAAAUCAGGAAGAUGCGUUCGAGUUGGAUAAAACACACAUUGAGGAAAGCACCCAACUGCGUCACAAGACAAG